Sinocyclocheilus grahami is the source of this 1672-nucleotide messenger RNA. Its product is annotated as probable isoprenylcysteine alpha-carbonyl methylesterase ICMEL2. The record is from RefSeq and is a predicted model, not a curated record. The transcript is spliced from 8 exons. Gene Ontology annotation, molecular function: arylformamidase activity. NCBI's taxonomy places the organism in Eukaryota, Metazoa, Chordata, Actinopteri, Cypriniformes, Cyprinidae. Bases 425 to 1543 code for a protein of 372 amino acids.
AGAACAUUCUGUUUGUUUAACCAUCCUUUAGUAUGUUGCUGAAUCCAAGAUGCAAUCAUUAUGUAACAGAUGCGAUGUCCACUUUAUUUUGCCCUGCUUGCGUCUUUACGAAUCUUUUUUACGUUUCGAGGAAAAUGUUAAUGGGAAAGUCUUGCUGUAUACUGUGCAUCUAACAAGAGCUAAGUUGUUAGAGACUUUACAUUAUGCACAUUGUUGUGGUUCUCUUCGAUAUCAGUAACUCAUGACAUGCCUUUAUGUAUAUUUAAAACGUGAUUAAUCUUUCCGGUGUAUCAGAGAAAACAGCACUGUACAGUACAGUCACUCUCUUAUAUGAUUCUAUGCAUACAUUAUAUGUUUGUACAUGUUACAAUUUCUGUUCUCUUGCUACUCCAGGUAUUAGAACUAAAAAUACAGCUUAAAAAUUAUGAUUGCGUUGAAGUGCUAUUUCUCUCUUCCGGUGGUGGCAGGGGCAUUAUUAGUGGUCCUUCCUUACAGUAUCUCUCUAGUUGCCCAAUGGCUCUAUGGCUGGCCCAAUAAACCAGGGUACCAAAAAUAUAUAGAGGCUCUCAAACCAAGGCGCAUAUACUGCCUUGCAAGAGCCGUGCUAGAGAUGCUGAAAUAUCUGCAGUAUGGCAAACUGUACUUUCAGUGGAAACUGUGGUACAGUAAUGACAAAAAUAACAAGCACUAUGUGAAAGGCAUAACCUUUGGUCGACGAGGGAACAAACUAGAUUUAUAUUAUUCACCAAGCAUGGGCCAUUCUGAUACUGCUCCUGUACUGGUGGUUGUGUUUGUGUAUGGAGGUGCCUGGGGAUCAGGAGACCGCUCCAUUUACUGUCUGUUAGCCUUACAAAUAGCAAAAGAGCUUAAUGCCUCUGUACUUUGUCCAGAUUAUUCCAUAUAUCCAAAGGGAAAUGUUUUAAAUAUGGUUCAAGACAUCAGUGACAGUUUGCUGUGGGUGAGAGAAAAGGGACAAACAUUCAAUCUUGAUCAAGACAACAUAAUAUUAAUAGGUCAUUCAGCAGGGGCUCAUCUGUGUGCCCUUUCCACACUGUUUCUGGUGAACAGUGCAGAAGAGCUGUUCAUUGAGACCAACAUACAGAGAGAUCUUGUAUCUGCCAUUAAAGGAAUCAUAGGUAAAUCAAAGUGCCAUGUUUAUUAUAUGUGGUUUCAUUAUAAGCAUGAGAAAAUGCGGGCCGUUGAGUAUGUAUCAACUAUGCACAAAGCUAUGGAUGGUGUGGAGAACUUUGAUUAUUAUUCACCAACAUCAUUACUCAAGAAAUUGAAUGAGGAUCAGUUGAAACGAGUUCCUCCAGUGGCUUUGCUCCAUGGAACCAGUGACAUGAUAGUUCCGGUGGAAUCAUCAGUGAAGUUCUCUGAGCUCCUCACAGCCCUUUCUAUCAGGAUGUCUCUCGAUCUAAUACCUAAAAUGAACCACACAGAGAUGGUCACUGACCUUAUGGCUCCAGACAGGCACUUUUACCAUACAGUUUAUGGCUGUAUUAAACAGGAGUACAGUAAAUUUCAAGGUUAUGCUGAUUAAUAAUUUUCAUUCAAUUAUUUUCUAAUAUCAUUUUCCAUUAUGCCAGUCACUCAUUAUAUGUUAUCUAUGUAUUUACUGUAAGUUUACAUUCACGUUCUAAUGAUUUCUUCUGAAAUGUUUAAUUUUCAA